Molecule: messenger RNA, 17139 nt
Organism: Ictalurus punctatus (channel catfish)
Lineage: Eukaryota; Metazoa; Chordata; Actinopteri; Siluriformes; Ictaluridae
Gene: sbno2b
Product: protein strawberry notch homolog 2
Exons: 29
Coding region: 7278-11288 (1336 amino acids)
Biological process (GO): regulation of DNA-templated transcription
Cellular component (GO): nucleus
Molecular function (GO): chromatin DNA binding; histone binding
Source: RefSeq, a predicted model, not a curated record
AUUAGUUUUAGAUUGGGUUGAGCAUGUGCUGUACAAGUCCCUGUGUAUGUUACUAUAGAAACAAUAACAUAUUAGAGCGAGCACAUUAAUAUUAACCUAUCGUUCAGGUUGCAUGUGGAACUACUGUCCAAUCCGUGCUGUUAUACAGAAAUAAUGCACACCUUUGGCCCAAUCACAUUCAACAAUUCACCCACGCAAUGAUAUAAGGAGUUAUCGUGAAUGUGUAUGUGAUAGAGAUGUAACCAGAUACAAGUACAUUCUCCUGAACGAACAGAUAACGUCUUCUAAAUAAAUACAAAUACGGAUAUGAAUAGGUGAAAUGCUAUUUAUUUUAUUUAUGUAUUUGCUUGUUUUUGUUUGUUUAGGAAAGCUUGCCAAAAAGUGUUUACAGGGCAUCUGGUUGAAACUAAAGGUGUGCAUAAUGAUUGGGAUCCCGCGGGACACAACAAAAAAGUCGUGCACGCUAGCGAGGGUAUUUAUUUUCAUACGGGUGUGUACAAGCGGUAAUAUAUGAAGCUCGUGGGACCUAGACACUGUGUGAACUAAGAAUGUGCAGUACAUCCUUACAGGGUUCAUCCAUUCAGGGUUGCAGGGUUUAGAAGUAAAACUUUUUGGGGGCAAGUAGAUCCCACGCACAUUUCUGGAGUCACAUAGCUGACUUUAAUUCACAGACCAUGUUGACACUGCUGGCAUUUCUACAUCUGGGUUUUUUUUAUGUGCUUAGCACUGGAAAUUCUGGUUUAGGUCAAACCCGCUUUGACUUUAAGAUACAGAGACUGAUUUUUUGAGCAGUAAACAGACAGAUCCAGAUAGUGUCAUUGCCUUAUACCCUUAGUAUGUAGUGUUAGGGUGCUGGAUUUGCUUUAUUAUAUUCAGUUAUAAAGAUUUAAACUGAGGUCAUUUUUAAGUUCCAUUGCAACAAUGAAAUUCAACAAGUCAUAUUCUCUCACAAAGGAUAUAAUGAAUGUUUGUCUUUCUUGCUUGCAAACUGAGUGGUCAGAAGUUCAAAGUGCUUGACACCACACAGCUCUUUUCUGAAAAUUUCAGCUAUAAAAAGGGGCUGCACUCCACCUGCAUUACAGUCACCUCUUGUAGGAUUACAUGUGAAAUGGACAUUGGUGGUUGAGGAAAAAGUGUGAAAGCUGCUGUGAGGAAACUUACUGGGGAUAAGAGUUUAGUUAUCUGGCCAUGGUGUAAACCUCCAGUAUGACCAUGACAUUAUUUUUUUGAUAAGUAGUGAGCCAUAAGAAAUAAUGCUCAGAUUGAUGUGUGUCGAACCCGCCUCUUCCGUGAACACCUAACUAACCCCUAAAAUGCCAACCCCACAUUAUCCUUAAAAAAAAAAAAAAACCCUACUCUGGCACUUACACCUCUACUCUGUGCACUUUCCUUCUCUAGAACUCAAUUAUAAAUCUUGCAUGAUAGCAUUGAAUGCAAUGUAUUUCCUCAUUUGUAAGUCGCUUUGGAUAAAAGCGUCUGCUAAAUGAAUAAGUGUAAAUGUAAAUGUGUGUAAUAUGAAUGUGUGUGACCUAUAGACGUAUGACCUAAAAUCGUGUUUCAUUGUAGGUUUAGUGUAGUGCUAAAGACCAUGUCAGCCCAAGUGUCACCUUUCUCAGCUGCUGGAAAAAGACACUUCAUGCUAAAACUCUGACUAAAUGAGACCGUAAUUGUCCUGUGACUAAACCUAGCCAUGUUGACCAGCAGGAAAGAUCACACUCCCCUGUUAUCUUUCACACACACCCACACACCCACACACCCACCCACACACGCAACCACACACACACACACAAAUAUACAGUGGAAGAUACUUCUUAAAAAACACAGGUGAUUGGUUUGUGACAAUGGAAAGAGCAGAACUUCCUCAUAUUGUGCUGUGUAGAGGAUGUAAGACCAUUGUUUUGUUCCUGCAACAACAGACACAAUAAUCCUCUGCUGGGUUUAGACUCGUAGCAGCAGAAACUUGUUUUUGUUAUCAUUUUAUGCAUUUGUUCUCUAUUGUUAUCGUUGCUGCUAAUGUUAUCAGUAUUGCUAAUAAUCCUUUUUAUUUAUUUAUAGUGAACACUUUUGAACUAUCCAUAGCAAACUAGUUGGCAAAGCACCAUUUUAGUAUUAGUGUUUUUAGCCUAAUUUUCUUAACCUAGCAAAAUUAGCUUUCAUGCUUUAGUCAGAUUUUUAGUUUUAGUCAUAACUUAUAAUCAUUUUGUUAGCCUUGUGAAAUAGUAUUUCAUGUUUUAGUCUAUUUCUAACACUUUUAUUAACCUAGCAAAAUGAGUUUUUGUGUUUGAGCCUAAUUAUAACAUUCUUACUAACCUAGUGAAAUUAGCUUUAUGUAUUAGCCUAUUGGUUCUGAUUGUAUUAACCUACUGAAACAUAUUUUAGCCUAUUUGUAAGCAUUUUAUGAACCUAGCAAUUUUCAUGUUUUAGUCUGUAAUAAUCUAACUAGGCAGAUUAGCUUUCAUGUGUUAGCCUAUUUGUGAUGAUGUUAUUAAAGGGGGAAAAUCCUUUCAUGUUUUAGUCUAUUUGUAGUCAUGCUCCGUGAACAGUUGUGUUAUGUGUCAACUUUGGCUGUGAUAGAAGGACUGCGAGCAUUCAGAGUGCAUUUCCAGGUAUUUAUCUUGUGCAUGACUAACAGAUGUAUUUUUGCUCACAUUGCCUUCGUGGAAAUAAGGAUUUAUUGUGUGCACUCAUCAUCCAUUUGAAUGCAGCAACACCUUUCGGUCAUUUUAUUCUUUCUGCCUUGUGUGUUGCCAAACACAUCUGAAAUACUAGUGUGAGUGUGUGUAAACAUUCUCUAAUGCUGAGCAUGAGAUUUCCAUAAAAUGUCUUAUUGCUGUAAGUGAAUGGCCCAGCUGUCUGGUGGCUUUAACAUGGGUCAUAUACAAUUACCUCCAGAACUGUUGACACCCUUCAUAACAGUGAGCAAAAAUAAUUGUAUAAAAUAAACAUCACACACAUUUGCAGGAGAAAACCGUUUGCUUUGUUCUUGAAAACAUCUCAUUGUUGGAAUUAAAUUUUUUCAGUGGCUUUUUUUCUCAGAAAUAUGUGCCAAAAUUAUUGACGCCCCAUGGAAUAUUUAAAAAUGAAGGGAUCGGAUUGUCAUUCGUGAAAAUCCUGCAUCAUUUUUGAUUUGCUCUCAGUCCCCAGGAACUCCGUUAACCAUGACCUGUUUCCCUGUGGACUACUGUAAAUGCAAGGUUGCACACAUGUAAAAUCCCUUUGUCGUCUAUUACCCAGGUGGAAAAAAAAAAAAAUCAAAAAACACAAAACAGACAGAUAGUUUGCUGCACCAAAUUAAGUUCCACAUCUGAAACAGCUGAACAUUAGCCAGGAGUAGAAAUGGAUCAGGAUGAUGGUGAAGCAGGGACAAAAGAACCCAAAGAUCACAGUUUUAGGUUGUUUUCAAACUUAAAAAUGCAGUGUAUUGGUUCUUGUGUUUGUUCAAUUUCAAAAUCAGCUGUUAAACAUCAUUUUCAUAACAGGUUGUUUGGAAAUUUUGCUGGAAAGAAGCCCUUCCUGAAAGCAAGUCAAUAGAUCCAGUGCUAAACUCCACCAAGCAUUGUUAGAACUACAGUUAGCACUAUGUGCUGUGAUCAGAUGAGCUGAAAUGAAUCAAACUUUUUGGUCAUGCACACUGUCAGCAUGUUUGGCGACUACUUACACAGAAAAGCAGCUGAUCCACCACUGUACAAUAUGUAGGAGGAUCAGUGAUGACCUGGAGCAGUUUUAUGGCUGGUAAUUCAGUGAAGACUGAUGGCAUCAUCAAAGUCGAAGGAUAUUUCCAGCAAACCCUGUUUGCCUCUCUUCAAGCAUAUUAUAAGAAUAUAAAGGAUGCUAAAAUGUUCUGCAUGGAGAAGUGGACGAAGAUCCUUCUCAAUUUGUGUUGAGACUCAGAGCUGUAAUUCUCUCCAGAAUCUCAAUCACAAAAUGUUCAGGGGGGGCACUAUUUAAAAAAAAAAUCGUUUUUGGAAAAAAUUUAUUAUAUGUUCACACUAUGUUUUAGCUCAAAACAUUACUUACAGCAUAUGCUAUUCCUUUUACAUAUUACUUCUUGCUCAUUUUCAUGAAAGAUGAGAGCAUAAGUGUACGGUGUAUUAAGUUGCGGUUGUAGGGGAAUUUACAGUUAAAGAUCCAAGGACCAGAUAUGAGGAAUGAAGACCAGGAGUCAAGAGAUGCAAUCAAUUAAAGAAAAUUUUACUGAAGAGUUGUUUACAGCUUCAUCAGCAGACAUCAGCUUCAACCCUCUGUGUACACACUCAUUACAUCAACAAUUAUACUUUCACACAGUCACUAAGCAAGUCUUUACGUCAGGCUGAAUGAUUCUGAUUGGUUAAGGCACAGAUAAAUGUAGAAAAUUUCCACAUAUGCAUCAGAAGAAUCCAUCUAUUAUCUGGGCAUCAGUCAAAACCUGGUUUAGGCACACCGUGAACCACUGAGAUUUUAAGCUCCAGUUUUCUCAUCAGAUGAUCAAUUCACCUCCAAACGUCACACAGAUACACAACUUCCUCAAGGUUGGAUUUGGUCGAGCUCUAGCUCUGACCCGGAAACUUUCAGAAAACAUACUGAUUAGAUAUACUUUCUCUCAAUAAGAAGUUCAGACAAUAAUUGUCAUUAUUGUCUAGUGAUUGAAGAUGAAAAAUAAAGUAAAUGCUUUACCUAAGAAUAGUAAAUCUCAUCUUGAAGAAGCCAUUAAAAGAUAAAUGUUGAUUAAUAACGCAUUUCAAAUCACUCAAUGGAUAUAUAUAUAUAUAUAAAAGAGGCAGGAGAUUCCAGAAUCCACCCUUCACAAUGUCCUGUAGUUUCCACACAAUUACAGAUUUAAAAAAAAAAAAAAAAAAAAAAAAAACACACAUAAACCUUGCAGUCAGUCUGUUCUCCUUCUUCCAUUCAUCUUGAUCAAUGUGCUGGUAGUGGUCUUUAUAGAACAGCCCAAGGUCCUCUCAGUGUCAGGCUCCUCUCAGUGCAAAUCUGUUUCUAACCCUGGAAGCAAAACUCAGAUUCACUGUUUUGUUUCCUCCUGAUUGUUCAGGCUGUGCAGUGGAGAAUGUAGCGUUAAUAACUAGCAGAUAGCUGAGUAGGAGACAACUACAACCUACCUGAACUAGAGAGCAACAAGGACAUGAAACCACAACGCAACCACAGAGAAAUGAGGGGCCUCAAUACAUGUGCAUGCUACACACACACACGCGCGCGCGCACACAUACACACACGCGCUUGCACACACGCGCACACACUCACACGCACACAUGUGCAAUAAGCUUACAAAGAAAUUUUAAAAGCAUGCCCAUGCAUCAUGUUACUUCUUCCAUGUUAGCUUUAGUAUGUGGGCAAGUUUUGAGUUUGGUCAAAUACAGAGUGAGAUUAUGCAGAAAGAGAAUUUGACAUGAACAUUACUGUCAGUUAGGCAGUGCGUAGGCUAAACUUCUGUGGAACACUUUCUACCCAAAUAGUAAGCCAUGAAUUCUUCUUUUUUUUCAAGCUUAUUUUGAGGCUAAAUGUCAGUUAGGGCUAAGUUGAUUCAGGAACAGUGAAUUUUAAUAAAGAGCUAUCUGACAUGCCUCUAAUCUCAACCUGACCAUGUGACACUUUCUUUCCCAAGUCAGACCUACAAUAAUGACUUUAUUUUAAAAAAUAGAAAAAGUCUUGUCAAGAAUAUGGUGUGUAAAAUGAAUGGCAUGACUCUCUUUUCCCGUUCACCCACAACAUGAAGGGAAAUUAAUUGAAUGUAACGCAGAGCUACAGAGGUUGAAUCAUCCUUUCUGAUAUCCUAUUAGUACCGGAUGACUACUCGUUCAUGUGGAUUCCCAACUAUGACCCCACUCACGACGCCGCUCUGUCUCUCAGACUAACAAUCAUAACAGUCCUGGGGCUUCUUAUUGCCAUGAGCAGCCUCUUCCAGUAGGCAUUGAUCAGCGGGCCACAGCCGGAGGCCUCCAAACUGAUUAGGAUCUCAAGGCAUCAUGCAUCAUCUUUUUUUCUUUUUUAUCAGAUUAUUUUGGGUCCUUAAAAGAAAAAGAGAAAAAGGUUCAUAUUUGCAUUUUCAAAAAUAUCUUUCAUAUACAUCUCAUAUAUAGGAUUCAAAAAUACUGACAUUAGUAUGUAUUAGUAUUAUUAGUGCAUGAAGUAUAUCUUUAAAAAAGUCCCAAUGUGUAGCCUGAAAUCACACAUAAUGUCAUAACUAUGGUGAAUAGAUUGUAAAGCAGGAACAUUUUGCAGCCUUAAAACACCACACUGUAUUAAACAGGUUAAAGUCUAUUGUGUUUAUAUGAUAAAUGUAUCCCUUGAGUAAACAGUGCCCCUGGCUGUAAUUGCAUUACUGCUGUAGUUGUUGCUGAAUCUGUUUUCUAUAUUUUUAAACGUCUGCGUUAAAAAAAUAUAUAGGUAAGAUGUAGGUUGCUUUUCGAGAGGAUCUUUCCAUUCCUGCACUAAUAGUUAGUUGAGAAAACAUUUGCCUUCUGGCUCUGUAGUCCUCCACGCAGCCGUUAACUCAUUUCUCUGCUUGCCGCCCGGGCUGUGUUAAACUAAUUAUCUCGAUCGUUUCCCAUUCAUAAGUGAUGAAUGAGACCAUGGUAUUCCUCGUGUGGCUCAACACAAAAAGACAGAGGCUGCAAUAAUGUGCCCGUCAGAGAGCCGCUGGCCUAAAGAGAAUAAUCAUUAAAUGAUGAUCUGUGAGCAUUAAACAGAGGCCACACAGCCGCCACAGUGCUCUGGAGAUCCUGCGCGCUGCGCUGUUUACACUAGAAAUGCGGUUGUGUUACACCAUGUACAGUAAAGAGGGCCUGACUGCCAGGAACUCUAGUCACUUACCAACAAAAGCAUCAUUUCCUGAAAGCUCCUCCCCUCCUCCCCCUCUCCUCUCCUCUCCCCUCCCCUCCCUGCCACCUUCAGCACUGAGGAACUAAACCACAAUCAAUAUGACUGAACAUUCUGAGCAAAUACCUGUCACUCCUCUUUUAGCAAAAGAGGAGCACACUCAGUAGGCCAAAGAGCUCUCCAGCGUGAGCCUAGCUCCUACCUGUUGUGUGUGUGUGCGCAUGUGUGUGCGCGUGUGUGCAUGUGAAUGUGUCUGUGUGCGUGAGUGAGAGAGAGGAUUUGUUGGUGCGGAGCUUUGAGAUUGCUGCGUUGGCCCUCGUCUGUGUCAGUCACUCUUUCCUUGGCGUCCUCGUUGUUUGGGAAUGCUACAGCUGUGCUGACGGUGCUGGGUUUUUCUCCAGCACAUGGAUGGAUGUGUCGCUAUCGCAAGGUGAACAGCAGUGAGUUCCCGGAGAGACGCUGGACUCAUGUCGCUCAUGCAGUUUUGGACUAAGUUUUAUGCAGACCUGGGACGUCCACUUCCCAAGGACCUUGUAUGUAUAGAUGAUCUGUCCAAUCUGUCUAACGACUCCCUGUCUGAGUAUGUAGAUGACAGCUUGCCAACUGUACCUACCAUAUGGGACAUAAGUACACCAGCACAGAAUCAGGAGCUGAAUUCCAGACGGUUUCAGGGUUUAAACAGUUUAGAAGAUAUCACUGCUAUAAUCAGCACACCACAUCUGGGGAGCAUUCAGAGUGCACAGUCACAGCCAGAGGAGGAGGAGGACAUAGAAGAAGAGGAGACAGAAGAGCUAGGCCAUGUAGACACCUACGCUGACUACAAACCUUCAAAAUCCACUAUAGGAAACUCGCAUCCUGACCGUGUAGUUGAGACCAACACUCUUUCCAGCGUCCCUCCACCUGACAUCAGCUACACUCUCUCCAUUCCUGAGGCCAUCAUAGACAGCAAUGUGCUCUCGGCCCUGCAGCUCGAGGCCAUCAUCUAUGCCUGCCAACAACAUGAGGUGAUCCUACAGAACAAGCAGAGGGCAGGUUUUCUGAUAGGAGAUGGGGCUGGAGUGGGAAAGGGCCGCACGGUGGCCGGGAUCAUCCUUGAGAACUAUCUAAAGGGAAGGAGGAAAGCACUUUGGUUCAGCGUAUCCAAUGACCUCAAAUAUGAUGCUGAACGAGAUCUUCAGGACAUUGGUGCUCCUAAUAUUCUAGUACAUGCCUUGAAUAAGAUAAAGUAUGGAGACACAGCUACCUCAGAAGGUGUUCUGUUUGCUACCUACUCGGCUCUGAUUGGAGAGAGCCAGGCAGGAGGCCAACAUCGCACUAGACUCAAGCAGAUCCUGGAUUGGUGUGGACCUGAUUUUGAUGGUGUCAUCGUGUUUGAUGAAUGCCAUAAAGCCAAAAAUGCCACGUCCACCAAAAUGGGCAAAGCUGUGAUACAGCUACAGAACAAGCUUCCUCUGGCCAGGGUGGUGUACGCCAGUGCCACAGGUGCCUCCGAGCCAAAGAACAUGAUCUACAUGAGUCGUCUGGGCAUCUGGGGAGAAGGAACACAAUUUAAGACAUUUGACGACUUCCUACAUGCUAUAGAAAAGAGAGGUGUGGGUGCCAUGGAGAUUGUUGCCAUGGACAUGAAGGUUAGUGGGAUGUACAUUGCACGGCAACUGAGCUUCUCAGGAGUGUCCUUCCGCAUCGAAGAAAUCAACUUGGACGAUGACUUCACACUCGUCUACAACAAAGCCGCCAAACUGUGGGCAGAAGCCUUGGCCGUGUUCACCCAGGCAGCUGAUUUCCUCGGUAUGGUGUCCAGGAAGUCUCUGUGGGGUCAAUUCUGGUCUUCCCACCAGCGCUUUUUCAAAUACCUCUGCAUUGCCUCCAAGGUUCGCUGUCUGGUCGAGCUGGCCAAGAAGGAAUUGGAAGCUGGCAAGUGCGUUGUGAUUGGGCUGCAGUCCACGGGUGAAGCGCGAACCCGAGAAGUUCUUGAUGAAAAUGAAGGACACCUCGACAAAUUUGUUUCUGCUGCGGAGGGUGUGUUCCAGUCCUUGGUCCAAAAGCACUUCCCUUCAGAGAAACAGCGAAGGGAGAAAGGAGCAGCCAGCAAGAGGAAACGUAAACCCAAAGGACGGCAGUCGAAGUGCCCCAGGCAGGGUGCAGAUGCCAAAAGCGUCAUUAACAUCAGCGAUGAUAGCAGCACAGAGUCUGAUGGAGUGGACAGCGACUCCAAUUCAUCGCCAGAUUCACUACAGGACAAUGGCGAUGAUGUCAUUUUCAUUACACAAACCAACUGUCAUGCUGCUCGUUUGGAGGAGAUGAAGCAAAGUCUCCUUAUUAAAAUCGCUGAACUUGGGAAAGAACUACCUCUGAACACAUUGGAUGAGCUCAUAGAUAAAUUUGGAGGUCCGGAGAAGGUUUCAGAGAUGACAGGACGCAAGGGCAGAGUGGUUCGGCGGCUAGAUGGGAGUGUGCGCUAUGAGUCUCGAGCUGAGCAUGGCCACACCAUUGAGCACAUCAACAUCAAAGAAAAGGAUCGCUUCAUGAAUGGAGAGAAGCUGGUGGCUAUAAUCUCUGAGGCGGCCAGUUCAGGAAUCUCUUUGCAGGCAGACAGGCGGGUAAAGAACCAGUGCAGGCGAGUGCACAUGACCCUGGAGUUGCCCUGGAGUGCUGACCGGGCCAUCCAGCAGUUUGGUCGCACUCACCGCUCCAACCAAGUCACAGCACCAGAGUAUAUCUUCCUUAUCUCUGAACUGGCGGGCGAAAGACGCUUUGCUUCUAUUGUGGCUAAGAGGCUGGAGAGCCUGGGAGCUCUAACGCACGGUGACAGAAGAGCAACAGAGUCUAGAGAUUUGAGCAAGUACAACUUUGAAAAUAAAUAUGGUAACAGGGCAUUAGAGAAGAUCACCAAAGCCAUUCUGGGUCACAUUGAGAGUAAGGUGGCCCCUCCCAAGGGCUAUCCAGGUGGUGAUGCCAUGUUCUUCAGAGACAUGAAGCAAGGCAUGAUGGAUGUUGGCAUUUUCUGCAAGGAGGCUCGCCUUGGCAUCAACCCUGAGAAAGACUGCACCAUUACUAAGUUCCUCAAUCGUAUUUUGGGUCUGGAGGUGCACAAGCAGAACUCUCUCUUUCAGUACUUCAGUGACAAUUUUGAGUACCUGAUUGAAAAGGACAAGAAGGAAGGCAAAUAUGAUAUGGGGAUUUUGGAUCUGGCUCCUGGUAAUGAUGAAAUAUCCAACGAGACUCAAGAGAAGUUUCUGACUCCAGGCAACCCACAGGAAGGCCAAGUCAUUCUCUAUAAGAUCAGUGUCGACAGAGGCAUGCCCUGGGAAGAGGCUCUCAGAAAGGCUCACACACUCAGCAACCCAGACGAAGGCUUCUACAUCUCCCACAAGCUGAGAGGGAGUCACCCAUGUGUGCUGCUGGCCGAGCAGGGCAGAGGUCACAACCUGACUGUCUACAAACCCAAUGUGGGCAAACAAAAGCAACCGGAGAAUCUGGAGAAAAUCCAAAAGAAGUACCACAAGGUGACUCCAGAGGAUGCGAAGGAAAGCUGGGAGAAUCAGUUCACGUUCUCCUUAAGGAAAUGUAGCCAUGCCAACUGGAACGGGAGGUGCAAAAAGGUCGACGAGGGCCAGGAGUGUUUGCAGGGUAUGCGCUUGCGGCAGUACCACGUCCUUUGCGGUGCUCUUCUGUGUGUGUGGAAGCGUGUAGCUGACGUGGUGGCAGACAUCACCAGCUCCAGCAUCCUGCAAAUCGUACGCCUCAAAACCAGGGAGCACAAACAAGUGGGAAUAAAGAUCCCAGAGAACUGUGUGGCUCAAGUGCGAGAUGAGCUGGACCGUAUGGAUAAGGAUGUGAAAAAGAGGCGCCAGGAGAAAGAGCUGAAGGCUCAGAACCAGUGGCGGGAUGAACAGAGGAUGUUAGAAGAACGUCGGAGGGAUAUUUCUUUCACCCUUUACCCUAGCCCCUUAUUCGGUUACCCUGAUGGUGUCCUGGACCUGACAAUGCCCGGCCUUUCUCACCUUUCCACACACAGCACGGGAACAGACGUCCUCUCUGGGCCUGUCACCGAUUUCAGCAUGGUUUUCCCACAGGAGCACCAGCAGCAGCAAAGUCAACCAGAAUCUGCGCAUCAGGAAUUGUUAAACUUUCUCAACUCGCUGCCAGAACAACCACAGUGCCACUCUGGGCUUCCCUCUUCUUCAUCGGACUCUUUACACGCUGCCAUACCUGCCCCAACGAGCCUCUUCCCCACCUCCACCAUCCAUCCUUCCUCCUCCUCGUCAUCCCUUUUCUCUCCUUCACUCACUCCAUCGUCUUCUUCUUCUUCACUGCCACUCUUUUCCUCCCUGUCGCCGUCGGACCAGCACCCAUUUGCUAACUGCAGCGACGACACCGCCAUCGACGCCAAAGAGGUGCUGAGCAGUAUGCUGAGGAGCAGCUCAGACCAGUCUGUCAUUCACUUCAGAGUACCCGAGUCAGAGCAUCUGUCCUAAACACAGCCUAGUGUGUGAAACAGGCCUGUUGGGUUUUGGUCGCACAGAGACACACCAAGCUGACAUAGUCAGAUUAGCACCAACUAAAAGGAGCAGAUUGGCUGAUCCUGUUAGCUCAUGUCCUCUUCAGGUAAUUGAACUUGAAUGACAAGUGUGCACAUUCUGUGCCUGUGUGAAAGGUGAAACUCUUCAUACCAGGGCUAGUCUGUGUGCUUAAUAAAAAUGAAAGAAAAGUAGAAGAUACGGUAUUGUAUGUCCCAACUCUUAUAUUACUGUAUUAGAUGCCACGUCAAAACAGUAUACCAUCUACCACCUUAUAUCACAGAGGUGCCAAUCUCUAGUUUAGCCGUAGCAUUUAUGAUUUUUGACACUACGGGAGCUACUAGAUAAAACAGAAAUAAAUUUCACCUGUCAGAAAAGGAAAUUCACUUAAGUUCAUUUGGUAAAGUUUAUCGAGGUGAAUAUUUUUUUUAGCUGGAAUUCAUGAGACUCUCUCUUGUGACCAGUAGAGUUCUGCUGGGAUGACAUACCUUUGUAGGCCAAAAUACAAUCGGCAGAAGUAAAAAGCAAAAGUUAGGCAAUAAACCUACACCAUGGUCACAUGACUUUAGCGUCACCACCGCUAAGCUUCCGACAACUCUUUCGAUCUUUAUUUUAAAAAACACUACAAUUGGAAAAUACUAUAAAUUGAUAAAUGUACAAGUUGGAAAGUUUGAGCUGGAAUAGUUUGCAAGAGCAACAGAGUAUAAACACAAUGCCACUGUAGUAGAUGAGUUUUUCCUGUUCGGCGUAGUCCCAUUUAGCCAAUUGUUAGCAACCGUCUUUUUCAAGACACAUAAAAGUGUUAAAAAAUAACAAGUGAGGUAUUACUGAUGUAUUUUAUGUCGUAGAAUAAAACGUGAAAAUAUCUUGAGCUUCUGUUAAACCACAGACCUUAUUUCAGGCAUUCAACCAAAACCCCAUUCAGAACCCCAUUGACUUCAGGACGAUGGAACAGAUAGUGCUAAAAUGCGAACUCAUUUCCAGGUUUUAGGACUCAUACCUGCUCCACUCUCUAGGCAAAUUCAUACGAGUUGAACUGCUUUUUGUAGCAGUCACACUGAGUGUCUGACUUGCUGUUUUCUUACUGGGAAAAAAAUUUGAAUCAAAAAAAAAGUCCACUUGAAUAAAAAUCCACUAGAAUACACUAGGGGUUUUUAUGGUAAUUUUUUACUCUCUGCCUUCUAGGAUUGUCUUGUUGGCACCUCUGAUAUCACUUGUAGUGGUAUACAGUUUUGACCUCUCGUCACUAUGAAUCUGUUUAAUCUCUCCUAUCGGCCAUUUUGUUGGAAGAAAAUUUGCAAAAAGUUGCCAGAUGAGCAGGACAUGAGGUACUCUAAGAGUGUGUGAUCAUACUCAAAGUGAAUGUUAGCUUACUUUGCCUACUUGUAGUUUCCUUUCUCCUGAUGAACAGCCAAUCAGAGAACUCUAUUCCUCUGGCAUCUAAUAUCGGUUCAGCACAAUCAGGACUGACUGGAAUGUCGCAAACAUUCUACAGAUGGUGGUGCUAGUUGGGCUCCGUCUCUCAACAGUUGGCUUGGUGUGUCACUAAAUCUGUUUAGUGUGUGUUACAGACCUGCACUGGACUGCUUCACACGCUAGACAGCUCCACACUGCAAAAACUGGCAUCAGUAUAAGUGAAAAUAUCUUGAAUAUAGUCAGAUUUGUCUAGUAUUUCCUAUUAUAAGAUUACAAUUAAACAAAUCUAAGAUUAUUAAACCUAUUUGUAGGCAUAUUUUACUAAUUUGCUUGUACACUUGUCAGAUCAUUUUGCUUCUUUCUAGAAAUAAAUGCUCAUAUUCUAGAUUCAUUACACAUAAAGUGAAAUAUUUCAAGCCUUUUUUUGUUUUAAUCUCGAUGAUUACGGUUUACAGCUCACGGAAAUCAAAAAUCUAGUAUCUAAAAAUAUAAUAAAGAAUUUAUAAUACAGAAAUAUCAACCUUCUGAAAAGUAUGUUAAUUUAUGCACUCAAUAGUUGAUCGGAGCUGCUUUUGCACGAGUUACUUCAUGAAUGCGGCGUGGCAUGGAGGCGAUCAGCUUGUGGCACUGCUGAGGUGUUCUGGAAGCCCAGGUUGCAAUGUGACACGGCGACAUUUCUGUAUUAUAAAUUCCUUACUCUAAUAUUUUAACAUACUGGAUUUUUGAUUUGCACGAGCUGUAAGCUGUAUCAUCAAGAUUAAAACAAAAAAAAGGCUGGAAAUAAUUCACUUUAUUUGUAAUGAAUCUAGAAUAUAUGAACGUUCCACUUUUUAAAUUAAAUUACGGGACUUUUCCAUAAUAUUAAACAUUUUUGAGAUGUACCUGUAUGUCAAGCUUGACUAUCAAGCUUGAAAUGAAUAAAAUGUCUAGAACUAGGUUUUAGUAAUCUUAUAUUUGGUUUGUUGUAAUCUUGUAAAAGGAAAUAAGAGGUAAAUGUGACUAUAUUCAAGAUAUUUUCAUUUGCUAAGAUGACUCUUUUUGCAGUGCAGUGUUUAGUAGAGGGAGCCCACCAACCUGCUAUCUGCCCACAUUUACUCAGAUUAGAUGUUUAAAUGUUUUCUUUGUUUGUAUUAUCAGAAAAAGAAAAAAAAAACAACUGUUAGGGCUUAAAAAUCCAACACUGGCAUGAAAGUGUUGAAACGAGUCUAAUAUUGACAGUUAUUUGAGUCACACUGCUCUCUACUGGCACAUCUCUGUCACACGUCAUCUCUUUGGCUGAAACGUCUGUCAAGCUGAAACCAAAACUGGAAGAGUACAAACCGAAGAGAACCGCACCCAAACCUGCUCUAUAUGUUCUAUAGCUUUCUGUCACACUCGGCUCCUACGAUUGCUGAGAGCAAGAUAACAGACUACUGUUUAACACAGUGCCUUCUGAACAUAUUAGGGAAAUGUAGUCUUGUAAACAGACAUCUGUACAGUAUAUAUUUGUAUACAAUGCGUUUAUUUAUUGUUUUUAUUUAUCUGACCUCAUUACUGGACUGGUGAGCGAGUAGGACAAACCCCACUGGUCCACCUGAAUGUCCUCAAACAUGCUUCUGUCUUCUUUAUGCACCAGAGUAAUUACUCCAUUUGUGCUUCUGCUAUUAAUGAGUUGACGCAGUAGUGAUUCAGGGCAGAUACCAACAUUUUCAGUUUCAGCUUUUAAUCUUAAAAAUGUGAUUCCUGUUCUUAAUUGUUUGCUCUCAGGUAACGCAAAGAAUCUGUUCAACCCCACCCAGUAUGACGCCUACAGAUGGAUAUAUAUAUAUAUAUAUAUAUAUAUAUAUAUAUAUAUAUAUAUACACACAUACCCAUCAGGGCAGUUACGAUGCACUCAGUGUGUGCAUAUUUUGGGUUUCACAGAACAAAAGCAAAGUAAAAAAUGCUUCAGAGAUUGCGACCAACAAAACUGACCAACAAGACUUGACCAAAAAGCUGAACAGGGAUGCAGUACAGAGAUGUAGAAAUAUUAUAUAAUCUGGGUGAUGGGAUCUCUUGCAAUAUCUUUCUUUUUAUUUAUAGUAAAUUAUCUUUUUUUUUUUCUUAACGGGAGCUUCUGUUCAUUCUAUAUGUGUAGACAACCUAUACAACAAAAGGAAGAAAAUGAAACAUAAUGGAGAUGAGGAAUUAUUUCAAACCCAAACAAGACAAAGUAGAGGCGGGUGAUGUGGCAAAAAUAUCACAAUUCUGGAUACAUAAUACACUAUCAUUAGGUUUGCUAGCACAAAACAGUUAUUCUCACAGCUCCAGGGUUUGAGCCAGAGAUCGGCUGCCCUGUGUGGAGUUUCUGCACAUGUUCUUACUGUGUUGUGUGGGUUUCCUCUGGGUUCUCCAGUUUCACCCCACCUCUCAGAAACAUGAAGUUUGUCUGAAUGUGUGUGUGUGUGUGUGUGUGUGUGUGUGUGUGUGAGGUGCCCUGUGAUAGGCUCUGUGACCCUGACCUGGAUAAAGCACUAAGUGAAUAUGAAUGAUUAUAUGCAAUACAAAAAUGUAUUGUUUGACACAAUAAGGAGGGAGAAUAAAAAAUAAUACACUCAGCUAUUUGUUUCUAAGAGAAGCAAAACCUGCGAUCACAAAACCUGCAAUCACAAAACCUGCGAUCUCUCAGACUCAACAAAAAAGUGUAUUGUGGCCUGAUUUAUCACAAUAUUGAUAUUGUAGUCAUAUUGCCCAGCCUUAAGUAAAUCAUUUGCACCAUACUAUUGCACUGUUCUGUAUUUCCGCACCAGAUUAAUAUAUUGUCAAUAACAUAUAUAUAUAUAUAUAUAUAUAUAUAUAUAUAUAUAUAUAUAUAUAUAUAUAUAUAUAUAUUUUUUUUUUUUAUUUUUUUUUUUUUCUUGUUUUUUUGACCCAAGUUCAAACUUGAAGCCCUAAUCAGAAAUCAGGGACACAGCAUUAGCAUAGUCACAGGACUAGUUCUGACAAACCUGUGUAUUGUGAUGUUACAGUAUCACACUGUUGUGAUUAAUUGAAUGUGCUGUGUGGGUGUGGGAGUGUGGGUGUGGGAGGGGGUGGGUGGGUGUGGAUGGGUCCUUCAAUAAUUCCUGAUUGAGGCGUUUCAAUAUUGUAGUAAAUUACAUUAUAGAGCAUCUGACCAGAUCCUUUAUCUCAGGAAGAAAUUUUAGUGGUGUUGCUUGACGUUUUUUGUAUUUUUAUUUUAUUUUUUUAUCCUGAUUGAAACUAAUACAUGCCCAGCGUGCAGGUUUUAUCAGUAUAUUACACUCGGCCACUCUCUCAGGCUUUGCGUGCAAAAAGAGACACAUUUUCAUGAAGCAAAUUUUGUUUAUCUGCUCAUGAAAAGUUGCUUAUUAAUUAGUCUCUCUGCCAAACUAGCUAAAGACUCAGAUUAGAUAUUAUUUAUUAAAAACACAUCGUUUCUGCAGAUAAAUGAUGUUCAGAUCCAUGUUGUGUAUUUGCUUCUAAACGUUUUUUUUCACAUGUAGGAGACAGUAUUGUUUUCUAUAUCAGACACAUGUGAAACUUUCCCAGGCACAUCCCAGUCUUCAUUCAUAUUCGUGAAUAUACUAGAACAAUAUGGAGUUAUGGUUCCAGCCCUGUGGUCCUUUAUUUGGUCUUUGUUUUCCAGCAAAUGAAGAACAUUAAAACCCCAAUCAGAUUGAUUUUACAGCCGAAUAAGUAUCCUUGAAUCUUCCAUCUCAUGUUGUUUAAGACAAAUUCAAUAUGGCACCUUUAAAAAGUGCUGAACUCAAAAGAAUGUACAUGUUGUACACUAAUAAGAAUGGUGUUAUUAUUAUUAUUAUUAUUCUACAAAAAUAUCUAUGAAACUGCUGUCUCAGUCACUGAUUUCUGAUUGGGGCUUUAACAUGAGAUGACGUGAGUUCUGAAUAUGUUAUACACACCCUCAUGAUGUUGCACUCUACAUUAACCUCCAUGACUAGAUAAACUGUCAUUUAUUCUGUGUAAAAUUGCACUAAAAUAAAAAUGUAAAAGUUUUGGUAUGAUGGAGACUUUUUUUUUUGUUCUAUCCCUUUAAACCAUGUAUUAUAAAACAGCAUAAUCUGUUAUAUCACUUUUAAGUAAUUUAUUGUUAACGCAAAGAGAUAAAACCGUGCUACUGAGAUGAUGUAUCUGGGGUUUGUCCUUUUUAGUCUGCCGUUUGCUUUGCAUUGUGUAUUUAUAUCUGAUGUUGAGAUGUACAUAGUGCAAAACGAUUUGUGCCUUUCAGCUAUUUCUUAACAAAAAUUUUCUAUGUAUAAAAAAAAAUUAACAUACAGCGGUGCAAUGUUUAUUAUUAACAAAGCAAUGAAUAAAAUGAUUCAUUUGCUGUAAUGUUGUAUUUUGAUGCUUGCCUUAGAUUCUGUUUCAGAAAUAAAAGUCAUCACGAACCAAUAAA